Molecule: messenger RNA, 471 nt
Organism: Cercospora beticola
Lineage: Eukaryota; Fungi; Ascomycota; Dothideomycetes; Mycosphaerellales; Mycosphaerellaceae
Source: RefSeq, a predicted model, not a curated record
AUGGUGACCCCGCCAGCCUCCAGACACGAGUUGACCAAAUUCAUGGCGGAUCUGCCUCGCGACUUUUCUCUCGUCCAUCAGCAGCACGACUGGAAUAUCCACCGACCGCGACAGCUCUUUCGUGUGCCUGGUCUGAUCGAGCGAGAGACCAAGCGCAAGGUCGUCGAAUAUGAGGCCGCAAAAGCGGAGAUGAAGGCCGCUGGGGCACGAGAUGUCGAGGCUCAUCUGCCUCUGAUUCUCUCGUCUGAGGAUGCUCAGCUGAAGCCUGCCGUCGCUCGUGCUCCCGCCCACAGAGUGGCUGUGCCGCUACUGCCAUCACAUGGGCGUGUCAAAGAUGCCGAGAAAUCUCCCGAUGCAGACGCGCCACUACCAUGCCAAAGUGCAAAUGCAAAGACAAUCCCGCCGCACGUGCGCCAUGCUGAGCGGUCCAUGGUCCCAGGCAUCCAGCCGCCAUCAGCAAAGCCGCUCUAA